AUGAUCAAGUUUGGUUCUGGGAGUUACAGUGUUCGAGAAUCAGAAAGACUGAAUCCACUGAACCUGACCUUACCAGUGCGGACCAUCGCUUGCACAGUUAUAUUUCUCGACAACUCAAUGCGAGAUUUCGAGAUUGAACGCCAUGCUAAAGGUCAGACAUUACUAAAUAUGGUCUUCGAUCAUCUCGAGUUGAUCGAGAAGGAUUAUUUCGGAUUGCAGUACAUUUCCGCUCUUGAGGCUAAGCAGGCUGGAGUUAAGAAGUGGCUCGAUCCAACGAAAUCCAUUAGGAAACAAUUACUUUAUCCACCAUAUCAACUACAUUUUCGGCUUAAGUUUUAUGUUAGUGAUCCAUCUAAGUUGAUGGAAGAGUACACUAGGUAUCACGUAUUUCUUCAGCUCAAGAAAGAUUUGCUGGAAGGUCGAUUAGUAUGCCCAGAAAGCACUGCCGUAAUGCUUGCAAGUUAUGCUGCACAAUCUGAGUUCGGAGAUUACAGUGAAGAAGAGCAUGGUAUUACAUACCUCAAUGAAUGCCAGUUUGUCCCAGAACAGUCUAGUGCUUUGAUUAAAAAUGUCAUUGACUUGCAUAAACUUCACAAAGGUCAGAGUCCAGCUGAAGCGGAAUUCAACUUUCUGAAGCAUGCUAAAGAUCUUGAUCUCUAUGGUGUGGACAUUUAUACUGCAAAGGAGAGCAACGGUUCAGGGAUCGGUGUUGGAGUGAGCAGUGCCGGAGUAGUGGUUAUGCGGAGCAAUCGUCGAGAAUCAGUAUAUCCCUGGUCGGCUAUCAUGAAGCUAUCGUUCAAGAAAAGACUGUUUAACAUCCAUAUGCGCACACUUAACUCGGAUAACAUUGAAGAAGACACAGUGAUUAUUUUUAAUAUUGAAAAUUCGGAAAGUUGCAAGGCAUUAUGGAAGAGUUGCAUUGAGCAUCACACCUUUUUCCGUCUCAUCACAGCACCUGCACCGCCACCUAAGUCUAUUUUCAACAUUGGAAGUCGAUUUCGAUACAGGAUGGAAAAGGAAAAAGUUGACGUACUGAAAGAACAGGUGGAAGUGCCGUGGCUUCGCGGUCGAACAGAAUAUCAAAGUAUCGAAGAAAUGCGAAGACGAGCCCGCGUGGAACGGACUUUUCUAAGGUAA
Molecule: messenger RNA, 1137 nt
Organism: Thelazia callipaeda (thelaziosis nematode)
Lineage: Eukaryota; Metazoa; Nematoda; Chromadorea; Rhabditida; Thelaziidae
Source: the annotation of a GenBank genome assembly